AUGCCAAUACAUGGGAUCAGUGCAUCGCAACUGAUCGCUGCAGGGAAGGAAUACUACGAAAAGAUAAAGAAACACGGCGAAGUUAAGGAGGACAAAAAGGCGCUGCUCAAGCUCAUCCGCUCAAAACUCAACGGUAACCACACCGUCUCCGAGCUAGACGAGCCCCUAGAGUACAACUCGAGAUGCAAGACAUCAGCCGUUCUUGUCGUCACGUCCGCCAUCGACAUUAAUGGCAUUCAGGUCACUAAGCUGGCGUCCAAGCUCUUGAUGAAGAGUGCCGGCUUGUCACUGGACAGCCUCUCGCACUGGGCCCUUGUGGCCGUUAGCAGAGGCGAAGGAACGUGUUACCUCUACGACCUUAUGAGUGAUCAAAUGCUGCCCACGACCAAAAUAAUGAAGAAUUACCCGAGAUGUUUUCCCGUUACCGAGGAGAUGGUACAGUCCUGGACGGGUGCGAGUUACAUAGGAGAGACGACACGGAAACACGAAGAGAUCUUGGAAAUCGCGUCCCGAUAUAUUUCCGAACAUCCACGAUACAACCUGUUUGAGGCCAACUGCCAGAACCUAGCCGAGGCGCUUGUCAUGGAACUUUGCAACGGCAAAGUCAUCAGCCAGUCCAACCUCGGAGAAGAGGUUAAGAUGCUGUCGACGAGAAUGUCAUCGGCGCUGCUGAUGAAGAUGUCCCUAGACCGUAACGCACUGCGGGAGCUAAAAUCGGAUAUUAAGACAGCAGGAGACCGCCUGAUUGCAUCCAAAGGAUCGAAAGCAGUACAUGAAUGA
Diaporthe amygdali is the source of this 780-nucleotide messenger RNA. RefSeq lists its product as uncharacterized. Gene Ontology annotation, molecular function: peptidase activity. The transcript is spliced from 4 exons. The record is from RefSeq and is a predicted model, not a curated record. NCBI's taxonomy places the organism in Eukaryota, Fungi, Ascomycota, Sordariomycetes, Diaporthales, Diaporthaceae. Bases 1 to 780 code for a protein of 259 amino acids.